Molecule: messenger RNA, 555 nt
Organism: Symbiodinium pilosum
Lineage: Eukaryota; Dinophyceae; Suessiales; Symbiodiniaceae
Source: the annotation of a GenBank genome assembly
AUGAAUGCCGCACUCGGAUUCUGUGAUGCAUUCGAAGUACACCUUCAGCAGCGUUUAUGCAGGAACUUUGUCAUGGCAAGCCAUGCGUUCUCGCUGUGCCGAAAUCACAACAAAGAUGAGCCUUUUGCGUUUGUCACGCCCGAGCACCCGGAAAAUCCGAGACGAUUCUUUGUCAGGCACAGGAUGGGAUAUCCUUUGAUGAGCUUGGAUGGAGACUUCGGCCCAGAAGGGCAGAUCAACGUCCGCGGGCUUAACAAGGACAACUACCAGAUCUGCGGCUUGGAGAAGACGGGCUCUGGCGAGUGUCAGUGCUUCGUGCUGCAGCACAUUGACGCAGGGCUUGUCCUUGGAGCUCUCUCGGCCAUUCGCCUCCACAGCAGGCUGGCGCAGGAGCGGCGUGUGGCGGAACAGGCUGCGGCUGCGGCUGCGGAAAGUCCAGAGAACUUGGAAGGCUCAGAUGGUGCGCAAUUGCAGCCGCUUGUUGCUCCUGAAGGAUCCAGUGCUGACAUGCCACCCCCUUCUCCUCAGGCAGAAGAUGCCGUGGUAGCCGGGUGA